Messenger RNA from Monopterus albus (swamp eel), 1246 nucleotides. It is a transcript of the gene kctd14, whose product is annotated as potassium channel tetramerization domain containing 14. Lineage: Eukaryota; Metazoa; Chordata; Actinopteri; Synbranchiformes; Synbranchidae. Gene Ontology annotation, molecular function: protein binding. Bases 145 to 870 code for a protein of 241 amino acids. The record is from RefSeq and is a predicted model, not a curated record. Gene Ontology annotation, biological process: protein homooligomerization. The transcript is spliced from 4 exons.
AAAAAGGUCAAAGAUUUUGCCACCGAGUGACUCAUCGCCUCUGCACUGAAACUCCAGGUCCGGGUUAGGCCACGCCCCCUUUCUCCCACCUGUGGAGCUGUGUGAGAGCUCCCAGCUCCUAUCUGCAUAAGCACCGAGGACAAGAUGAGUCUGCCGGACUACAAAUCAGCUAGCAAACCGUCUUUACCCGGGGUUCCACACUCUCAUGUUGUGCAGUUAAAUGUCGGAGGUCACCUGUUCAGCACCUCUCUGAGCACGCUCAGGAAACACCCUGACUCAAAGCUGGCAGAGCUGUUCAGCGCACAGCCAAAACUAGGCACCGACCCACAUGGACGCUACUUCAUUGACCGGGAUGGUUCACACUUUGGAGCUGUCCUCGACUUCUUGAGAUCACAGCAGCUGCCCACUGCGAACAUCCACGAGGUUCACAGGGAGGCUGUGUACUACAACAUCAAACCACUGAUCAAACGUCUGGAGGAAAUGCCUCAGCUCUUUGGGGAGCUGGUGGGAAGGCAGCAGUUCCUCUCCAGAGUCCCGCACUACAAGGAGAACAUUGAGGUGCUGAUUCGUAUCGCCAGAGCCGAGGCCAUUGCUGCGCGCCACUCCACCAUCAUGAUCUGUGUACUGCGAACAGAGGAAGAUUUGAGUUUCUAUGACUCAGCCAUCAACAGCCUGGAGGCGGAUAAGGAGUCGGUGGUGACUUUUGGACCGUGGAAGGCCAUCCCAUCUGUCAAAGACUUGCUGGACUGUGUAAAGACGGACAUUGAGGGUCAGGGCUACAGGGUGAGCAUCCAGCCUCACGUCAUGGAGAGGAGCUUCCUGUCCAGGACCUACAACUACUUCUACAAACUCAUAUUCACCUGGUGGUGAUGCUUUUCUGCAGAAGUGGAAACUGUACAUAAUGUUUCUAAGAGUAACAUGCAACAUUUUAACAAGUUAGUUAUUAAAGGCUGACCAAGUUGCUGCAGGUUUUCCAGGUUAUUUAUAUGUAAGUUUACGCACCAUCUACUGUAAAAUAAGGUCUCAGUUUUCAAAAUUACACAAGAGAAAAACGCAGGUAAUUUAUAAGGUAUGGUGGGUUAAGAUAAAGUGCUGCAUCCACCAAAGUAUUAUUGCCAUAACUUCUUAAUGUCUUAUAAUUAAUUUGAGGUGCUUCUAAAUAUGGAUAUUUGAUCACAUUCUAUGUAUUGUCAGUGAAAUCAUAUUUUACUACUGCUAAACUUUAAAUAAACUAAUCAUACAGUUA